Messenger RNA from Durusdinium trenchii, 1476 nucleotides. The record is from the annotation of a GenBank genome assembly. NCBI's taxonomy places the organism in Eukaryota, Dinophyceae, Suessiales, Symbiodiniaceae.
AUGGAUGUGUCUUUCACUGCGCACUUGGACCAGCUGAUCGAUCGAUUGAAAUCAGAAUUGGUCCAGCACUAUGAAAGAGACCUCGCCACCAAUACCAAAGGAAGGGAGGAUGAGGUGACCUGCAGUUCACCGCACAUUCUGCGAUUCACAGCUUCCAAAUCAUUCCUACAUGGAGUGCGGAGUCCGAAAGCCUUGCUCAAUCGCAGGGCAUCAGUGGACUCGGAUGGUUCCAGUGACGAGCUUGAAAUGCCAAGAGUUCAUCACCGCUUGCAUUCCAAGUCUGCGGUUUCGGACUCUGAUGAGGCCACCGUGACCUCCACAGAGUCCUUGGAGCUGAAGACGCCAAAACACAUCAAGGCAUCUGCCUUGGUACCUCAAGUGCCUCACCCAACAGCGCCGAAGGAUAAUUUACGACCCUUUAUGCCUUCAGCGGCGCCAAAGAUGUUGAUCCCAGCGAAGGCAGCCCAGGUUGCUCCAAUCUUCUCCGACACUGAGUCGCAGGAGGCUGUCAGCACGCCGGCAGUGACGGGCACAACAGGUGUCACAGCUGUCAGCCCUGUCGCUGUCACCCACGUGCCCAUCCCGAUUCCGCAGACAGAGGACACGGCUUCUGUUUCAGAUACUGCAAGCCAAGUGCCUUCUCCUGCACAACAUCGGCACUAUUCCGUGAAUCAGGACAGCAAAAGACGUGGAACCAAGGACAGCCAAAGAACUUCGAAGACCUCCAAGACUUCAGGAAGUAGCAGCACUUCGACAAGUUCAGCGAGCUUCGCUAGUUCCAGUGAUGGCGAGGCUCCAAGAGUUGCACUUCCAAACAGUCGAUUGACAAUGAAGAGACCGAGCAAUGCUUCAAUUUCUCUAUUCUUCAGAAGAGAACCUGCUGUUUCUCGAAUUUGGCUGUUUUUGCAGGACCCAGACUCCAGCGCAGCAGCAUGGUACUAUGCAAACAUCAUGAAUUAUUUUAUCACCUUUACGAUUAUAUUCACAAUCUGGCAAGCAGCUGCAGACCCGCCGGUCUCGCGCUUGAUUGAAGGAAUCAUGCAAAUCUCGGUUGAGGGAAUUUUCUUCGUGGAAUUUAUGCUUCACUGGUGCUUCAGUGCCGAAAGACUUGCUUUCUUGAAGAAUCCCUACAACAUUAUUGAUUUCUUGGCCAUCAUCCCGAUUGGCUUCCGCAUUGCCUACGGCAUCAGCACACCUGAGAUGGACUCCAAUUAUGCACCGGUGCACUUCCUGCUCUACUGCUUUGUCCCAGUGAUCCGUCAGUUGAAGCUGAUCCGAAAAUUUCAAAAGCUGCAGCUGCUCCUGCAUGUUUUGUCGACGACCUUUGAUGCAUUGAAGCUCUUGCUUUUUUUUGGUGUGCCUAAUUGUUCUUUUCUUUGGCUGUUUACUUUACGUCUUGGAGCCACAGCAAACGCAGUCUCUUUCGGAAUAUAUCUAUCAAUGCACGGUGACGGUCACCACAGUCGGGACUUGUGA